Molecule: messenger RNA, 889 nt
Organism: Morus notabilis
Lineage: Eukaryota; Viridiplantae; Streptophyta; Magnoliopsida; Rosales; Moraceae
Product: enhancer of rudimentary homolog
Exons: 4
Coding region: 165-473 (102 amino acids)
Source: RefSeq, a predicted model, not a curated record
UGGGUAUGGCGUGGCCUGAAGUCAGUGGCGUAUGUCCUUCAAGUCUCGGUCUUUCUUCUUUUUUCCCCUCUCUCUCGCACUCUCUUUCUCAUCGCCGUUCGCGUUGCUGUAAUUAGGGAACCAUUUGUAAGCUUUCUCUGAGCUUUUCGGCGUCACCCUCUGUCAUGGCUAACAAGCACACUAUCAUUUUGAUGCAAACUUCUCAGAACAGAGCAACUAGAACAUUCAUGGAUUAUGCUUCGAUAAGUCAAGCUAUAGAUGGUAUAUGCGGACUAUAUGAGAGGAAGCUGAAGGAGUUAAAUCCAGCAAUUAGAAACAUAUCCUAUGACAUUGCAGAUCUCUACAACUUCAUUGAUGGUCUUGCAGACAUGAGCGCUCUAGUUUAUGAUCACUCGAUUCAGGCAUACUUGCCAUACGACAGACAAUGGAUAAAACAGCGAACGUUUCAACACCUAAAGAAAUUGGCCCAUUAAAUCACAUAUAAAGUUUGAUGAUGACGCAGCAGCUUACUUCCAUUAUUACUACUAGCAAAGAGGAUUUAGAUAUGAAGUGUAUAAUUUGAACCUUAUGUGGGAUUUGGUUCUUAUGGUGUGCUGUUUAGAAUGGGAAUUUGCACUCUCUUUUGUUUUUACAUAUAUAACCAGUAAUGUAAUGGCUUUCUGCUUAAGUUUUAGUAUGCUUGGAGAGCUCGGCUUUGUACCAAAAUCUGUACUCUGUGUAACAUUCAUUGUUGGUCCGUAUAUAAUGGACCGCAGUUGAUGAACCUUGCCAGAUUAUAGAUAAAAUCUAUCAUACUGCAUUGGGAUUGCAGUCGUGAUUUUACAUUUAAUUUAGGAUGGUAUUGCCCCAUUUUCUUUUCAAGCAAUAAUACGCGUUAUUGUGAAUAUUA